Hirundo rustica (Barn swallow) is the source of this 1542-nucleotide messenger RNA. RefSeq names its product ras homolog family member C (gene RHOC). Lineage: Eukaryota; Metazoa; Chordata; Aves; Passeriformes; Hirundinidae. Gene Ontology annotation, molecular function: GTPase activity; GTP binding. Gene Ontology annotation, biological process: small GTPase-mediated signal transduction. The record is from RefSeq and is a predicted model, not a curated record. The transcript has 6 exons. Gene Ontology annotation, cellular component: neuron projection. Bases 338 to 943 code for a protein of 201 amino acids.
GCGCGGCCGGGGACGGAGCGGGACGGAGCGGGACGGAACGGGACGGAGCGGGACGGAGCGGGACGGAGCGGGGCGGGCAGCGGCGGAGAGAGGUUAUCAGGAGCGUUUAACCAGGCUCACCUCCCGACUUGCCGUUUGCACUGGAGAGGCGUAUUGCCAUGAAAAGUAAGGAAUUGUAUUAGCAAAUAUUGAUCGGCGCUGGGGCAGGCAGGCGUUGCACAAGUACAGGCAUCUGCUGAGAUUGUGGCAUGGUAUUUGGAGCUUUCAGCGAGACACUUGUGCUGCCGUGAGGCUGGGAAGGCUGUCACUACUGCAGGAGGUAAAAUAAGAACAUGGCAUGAUGUCCUUUGGAAAAGGAGCGAUGGCGGCCAUCAGGAAGAAGCUGGUGAUCGUGGGGGACGGUGCCUGCGGGAAGACGUGUCUGCUGAUCGUGUUCAGCAAAGACCAGUUCCCCGAGGUCUACGUGCCCACCGUCUUCGAGAACUACAUUGCCGACAUAGAGGUGGAUGGGAAGCAGGUUGAGCUGGCCCUGUGGGACACAGCAGGACAGGAGGACUAUGACAGGCUGCGGCCCCUCUCGUACCCGGACACAGACGUCAUCCUCAUGUGCUUUUCCAUUGACAGCCCGGACAGCCUCGAGAACAUCCCUGAGAAGUGGACGCCGGAGGUGAAGCACUUCUGCCCCAAUGUGCCCAUCAUCCUGGUGGGGAACAAGAAGGACCUGCGGAAUGACGAGCACACGCGGCGGGAGCUGGCCAAGAUGAAGCAGGAGCCGGUGAAGCCAGAGGAGGGCAGGGACAUGGCCAACAGGAUCAAUGCCUUCGGCUACCUCGAGUGCUCGGCCAAGACGAAGGAGGGCGUGCGGGAGGUGUUCGAGAUGGCCACCCGUGCCGGCCUGCAGGUGCGGAAGAACAAGAAGCGCAGAGGCUGCCCGCUGCUGUGAGCGGCCCCGGCGGGCACCGGCACCCGGGGAGGGAGCGUGGCGGACAGCAGGACCUCGUGGUGCCACUACCUGCCCUGAACCCUUUGCACCAGAGCUGCCGCCCACGCUCUCGGGGCGUCCCUGUGACGUUCCGGGGCCACCGGGGGCCAGUGCCUUCAGUACCUGGCGCUCUCCAGGGCCGGGUGUUUCGUGUCGCUCCCCGUGCCGCCCCGUUUUGUACGGAGCUCCCUGGUUUUGCCUUUCCCACGGGCAUUGCCGCGGUGUUCGCUCUCCUUCCCAGCUCCGGGCGGGUGCCGCAGGAGCAGGAGGUGCCGGUCACAGCUCACGUGCGGGCUGUGCCGGGCCCUUGGUGUGCUUCGCCUGCUCUCCCCGGCCGUGCAGGCAGCACACACCGGUGUUACAGACUUGCCUGGGCAGCUUUAGCCCUGCCUGGGAGCAGAGCUGGGCUCAGCUGCUGCCAGGAGCUCUCCUCCCGGGACGUGUGCCCAGCCCUGCCCGUACUGCCGCCUCCGAGUCUGCCUCUGUCACGGACUUGGCAGCAGUGAACCCAGCUGCGUAACUGGGAGAAUAAACGCGAACCGGUAUUUUAGUAAUUGUAA